Molecule: messenger RNA, 1688 nt
Organism: Acipenser ruthenus (sterlet)
Lineage: Eukaryota; Metazoa; Chordata; Actinopteri; Acipenseriformes; Acipenseridae
Exons: 14
Coding region: 301-777 (158 amino acids)
Source: RefSeq, a predicted model, not a curated record
GUGCGUGAGUGUGCGUGAGUGUAGACGGGCGCAACAGCAAUUACUGGCAGUCUUGUGACUUGAGUUUUUCAAGCAAAUUCUCCAGUCCCGUUAUGAUGCGCGUCUCUAUAGCGAGUCUGUGGAAGUGAAACUGUUUUUGCACAGUUGUUCUGUAUUUGUUCGCCUAUAAAACAACAAGAAAACCGACAUUUUGAGACACUCCCGAAAAGAACAAAACCUUCCACUGAACGACUGAGGCAACGAGAAGAACGAAAAAGGUCCGGUUUCUGUGCAACUUGCCACCCUGUAUAGGCAAAGUUUAUGGCGCCCCUAGGCCAAUCAGAAGACUCUUUUGAAGAGGGUUUAUACGUUGUCGUAGCUGCUGUGGUGAUUUUAGUGGCAGUAAUCCUCUGUUCUGCUUGUCGUUCAGACCGAGAUACCAAGAGACUGAUAAGAGAUGAUUUUGAACUUCAACAGGACCAGAACAGCGAGAAUAAGAGACUAGGAAAAGAAAAGGAGGAUCUUCAGAAGCAAAAUGAAAGCGAGAAAGAGAGACUAGUAAAAGAAAAGGAGGAUCUUCAGAAGCAAAAUGAGACUUUAAAACAGGAGAAAGAGAAGGUUGAAGCAGAUCUUAAAGACCUUCAAAGGAAUACCAACACGUGUGGCUAUGCCCUUGGCAGAGCAUGGGAAAAAAUGACUAAAGCUCGUGUCAAUAUGACUCUAGACCCUGACACAGCCAGCCCCAGCCUCACAGUCUCUGAAGACGGCUCACAAGUGAGAUUCACAGGGGAGAGAUAAGCAGAGUGGCCCAGUGUGCUGGGCAGGGAGGGGUUCACCUCAGGGAGUCACUACUGGGAGGUGGAGGUGGGGGAGAAGGGCUACUGGGUCCUGGGAGUCUCCACACACCCUCAUGAGAAGAGCAUACCUGAGAAACCAGGGGAGGGCUACUGGCUUGUGAGGCUGGUUAGAGGGAAGACCUGUACAGCUGUGAGCCAGUCAGGGGAAAAGAUCUUAACAUUGGAGAAGAUCUGCAAGGUGUGGGGUGUGUAUCUGGAUCACGAGGGAGGGAGGCUGUCAUUUUGCAAUGCAUUGACCAGAUUUCACAUCCAUACUUUAGAAGGCCCAUUCCCUGGGCAGGUCUACCCCAUUUUCAGCCCAGGGUCACACGAUAAAGGACCCUUGAUAAUCCAGUGAGUCCAGCACACAGCAGCCAACUUAAUAUAGACACCACUGUGUUGGGUUGCUGCUGUAUUUCUGUACAGGAUUUCUAUUAAUGUUAUACAGUGUGGUCCCGCCAGCAUUGCCCUGUGUACAGCACAGCACAGCGAGGCUCUGCCCAGCACACAGCAGGCAAUGCCAGCACACUAGAUUACUACUUUAUAUAGACACCACUGUGUUUGGUAGCUGCUGUAGUUCUGUCCAGGGUUUUAUAUUAGUGUUAUACAGUGUGGUCCUGCCAGCAUUGCCCUCUGUAUCAGUGUGAGACCCUGUUAAACUACACCAACUAUAUUAUGAUAAUGAAUGUGAGUGACAAGCGUAUAUCUUUCAUUGUCAGGAUUUAAGGAAUGUGCUCAUGUAGUUUGAUUUUUUAUUAUUUUAUUUUUUUAUUAACUAUUGAUACAAAUUAAAAAAAACAUAUUGAGGGAUUUAUAUCAGUAUUAUUAGUAGUUAAAUACAAAUAUAAUAAAAAAAGAAGAUUUGCUAAUAAA